UUCUCUUCAUUGUGGUUUUUAUGUAAACAUGUGGACUUUUAAAAUGCACUGCGAUAAAUUAUAGAAUUAUAUAGUACUAAUUUGGACCCUAGAAUUAGAAAGAACAAACAAAAAUCUAACGACUGUAACAGAAAAGGAAGGAAUAAAUUAUAACCUAUUGAAAACAAUUUGUUUUCCACACUUGGCAACAGAAGAAUUCCUUCACAUCUGUCAUCCAGUCUAAAAUGCCCUUUAAGUUGAAACUGAAAAGGAGCAAGCAAUAUAAUGUAGCAUCUAAAAAUGUUUUUGUGAUCUCAGUCAAGCCAUUAGAUAACAAUGAUUCAGUUGAAUGUACAUUAUCGUCGCAAAGUUUAGGACUGGAAUGCCUAAGUAACGUGUGUCAGAAGCUGCAGAUACAACAGGAGCAUUACUUCGGGCUCCAGUUUUUAUCCAAACAAGGUGUUAUGCGGUGGCUGGACUUGGAGCGGCCGGUUAAAAAACAGCUCGAUAAACAUGCCCAGGACAUGACUUUAUACUUACGAGUCUUGUACUUUGUUACUGAUGUCAACGUUUUGUAUGAUGAAGUGACAAGAAACCAAUACUUUCUUCAGCUGAAGUCUGAUGUGAUUGAGGGGAAGCUUCCAUGUAGCCAAGAACAAGCUAUCUUAUUGGCCAGUUACAGUUUGCAAGCUGAGUUCAGUGACCACAAUCCUGAAAGGCAUACCCCAGAAUAUCUCAGUAACUUUGCACUCCUUCCCAAGCACAUGAUUCCAGAUAGGAAUAUCCAAGGUGCUUUAAUGGAGCCAGUAAUUCAGGCACAUCGAAGUUUACAAGGGUUGUUGCCAUCUUUGGCAGAAAUCUACUAUAUCCUUGAAGCACAGCAACUUGAAGGGUAUGGCCAGGAUAGCUACAUUACAAAAGAUCACAACAGAGAAGAUGUUUACAUUGCAGUUUCUAAAUUAGGUAUCUUUAUAAAGCGUUACAACCUGCAGCCUGCUGAUUGUUUUAGAUGGAAUGAGAUUACCAACCUGAGUCUGAAUAAAAAAGUAUUUAUCAUAGAGUGCCAUGUGAAACAAAGAACUUUUCCUCUUCAGUUGGAGGAUGUUGAUAGUGCCAAAUAUGUUUGGAAGAUGUGCGCCCAACAACAUCAGUUUCAUUUUCCAGCAAAAAACCAACAAUGAAGUUGAUGGUCAGAAACUUCAAACAGGAAACCAAGGGCCAGGUGUACAAAAUGCUGUCUACAGCAAUACUCGACAAGAGG
Limulus polyphemus (Atlantic horseshoe crab) is the source of this 1240-nucleotide messenger RNA. Its product is annotated as tyrosine-protein phosphatase non-receptor type 21-like. Gene Ontology annotation, cellular component: cytoskeleton. Gene Ontology annotation, molecular function: protein tyrosine phosphatase activity. The record is from RefSeq and is a predicted model, not a curated record. The transcript is spliced from 11 exons. Lineage: Eukaryota; Metazoa; Arthropoda; Merostomata; Xiphosura; Limulidae. Bases 225 to 1160 code for a protein of 311 amino acids.